UUUUCUCAGCAGAGUCUCUCACCAACCCAGUGCUACAGACUCCCUCUUUAACAAUGUCCGUCAGAGCCAUGAAGACCACUACUUACUCUACUGCGUCUUCUCACAGGGGCCCAUCUCAAGGCUUCAGCAGCCGGUCCUACUCUGGCUAUGGUGGUGCCAGGCAGAGCAAUGCUGUCCGCAGCUCCUACGGGGGAGUGGGCAGCUGUGGUGCCAGUGUGGGUGCCGGGGGGUUUAAGAUGGCCGGUGGGUAUGUUGCUGGAGGUGCUUCUCAAAGAGGUGGUGGGGUAGAGUUUGGUUACAUGGGGUUUGGUGGAGGUAUGGGAGGUGGCAUGGCCAAUGAGCUGAUGGCCCCCAUCACAUCAGUGACUGUGAACAAGAGCCUGCUGGCGCCCCUGAACCUGGAGAUUGACCCCAACAUCCAGGCUGUCCGCACCCAGGAGAAGGAGCAGAUCAAGGGCCUCAACAACCGCUUCGCCUCCUUCAUUGACAAGGUGCGUUUCUUGGAGCAGCAGAACAAAAUGCUGGAGACCAAGUGGAAACUUCUGCAGGAACAGACCACGUCUCGCUCCAACAUCGACACCAUGUUCGAAGCUUACAUCGCCAACCUGCGCAAGCAGCUCGACAACAUGGGUCAUGAAAAAGUCAAGCUGGAAUCUGACCUGCAUCACAUGAAGGACCUAGUCGAGGACUUCAAAACCAAGUAUGAAGAUGAGAUUAACAAGCGCAAUGAAUGUGAGAACAACUUUGUCCUCAUGAAAAAGGAAACAGAUGCAGCCUACGUGAUUAAGACGGACCUGGAAGCCCAACUGGACGGGCUCUCUGAUAAGAUUGACUUCUUGAGGCAGAUCUACAACGCAGAAAUCAGUGAGCUCCAGGGCCAGAUCAAGGACACAUCCGUUGUGGUCGAGAUGGACAACAGCCGUUACCUUGACAUGGACGCCAUUGUCGCUGAGGUGCGCGCCCAGUAUGAGGAUAUCGCAAACCGCAGCAGAGCAGAAGCUGAGUCGUGGUACCAGACCAAGUACACAGAGAUGCAGCACUCAGCCAGCAAACAUGGUGACGACGUGAAGUCAACAAAGGCGGAGAUCGCUGAAAUUAACCGCAGGAUAAUGAGGCUCCAGUCUGAAAUUGAAAUGGUUAAAGCACAAAGAAUCAAUUUGGAAGCUCAGAUCACAGAGGCCGAGGAGCGUGGUGAGCUGGCAGUGAAGGAUGCUAAACUCCGCAUGAGAGAGCUGGAGGAGGCUCUGCAGAGAGCCAAGCAGGACAUGACCAAUCAGGUCCGCCAGUACCAGGAACUGAUGAAUGUGAAGCUGGCCCUGGACAUUGAGAUCGCCACCUACAGGAAGCUGCUGGAAGGAGAGGAGGACAGGUUAGCAACAGGAAUCAAGAUCAAUGUAGCAAAACAGACAUCUGUGAACUACAGUGCCUACGGCCAAGAGAGCUACCGCACCCCAGUCUACACCAGCAGCUCCUUUGGAGGAGUCAAAGCCAGCAGCUCCUUUGGAGGAGUCAAUGCCAGCAGCUCCUUUGGAGGAGUCAAUGCCAGCAGCUCCUUUGGAGGAGUCAAUGCCAGCAGCUCCUUUGGAGGAGUCAAAGCCAGCAGCGGUUCCAUCACUUCCCUGGAGGGAGGAGCGGUGAAGAGCACCACGAUCACCAAGACAGAAACCGUGGUGAUCAAGACAGAGGUGGAGGAGAAGAAGACAGAGGUGGAGGAGAAGAAGACAGAGGUGGAGGAGAAGAAGGAGGAGCAGGCGGUGAUCGAGGAGCCGGCUACAGUGGAGCAGGAGGAGCAGGAACAUGUGGAGGACGAGCCCGAGGCUGAGCCUGAAGCUGUAGCUGAGGCUGAGGCUGUGGCUGUGGCUGAGGCUGUGGCUGUAGCUGAGGCUGUGGCUGUAGCUGAGGCUGUGGCUGAGGCUGAGGCUGAUGAGUGAUGAGCUCUGGUUUACAGUUUUUGUCCUUGGUUGUUAUGAAUAAACACUGCUUUUUCUUCCAGUUUUUUAAUUGUAGAUUCACCAAAGUGCCUUCACUCAAUACACAGACACAACUUUCUGUCAGAUGAUGAAGGGAUGAUAACUGAUGAUAUUUUAUUCUGGUCUCUGGAAACUUGUGAAGGCUGAGAAAUUCUGUAUGUGUGCGUUUUAUUAUUGUAACUGUGGUCUUGCUGCACCAUACAUGUUUAGCCAACAGGUGGCAGUGCUGUAUGUGUUUUCCUCUGCUGUUUCCUUUAAUGUUUGAUGAACAGGUAGCACUGUAAAAACUGUUAUUCAAAUUAAAUUAAAUUUAAUUUGAGCACUUUGGAGUAAAAUAAAACAUUACCAUGCUAAACUCCUAAAAUUUCUGUAUCCAAACAGUAACAUUCAAAUCAAAUUCUCUUCAUGACUUUUUUACUUAGAAAUACUUUAGUAGUUUUUCAGUGUGCUGCUGCUGCAACACCUGGGGUCCUGUUUGGUCAACAAUAAAUCUUCUUAAAAAAGUAU
Molecule: messenger RNA, 2477 nt
Organism: Platichthys flesus (European flounder)
Lineage: Eukaryota; Metazoa; Chordata; Actinopteri; Pleuronectiformes; Pleuronectidae
Product: keratin, type II cytoskeletal 8-like
Exons: 9
Coding region: 54-1931 (625 amino acids)
Biological process (GO): intermediate filament organization; keratinization
Cellular component (GO): keratin filament
Molecular function (GO): structural constituent of skin epidermis
Source: RefSeq, a predicted model, not a curated record